Molecule: messenger RNA, 4641 nt
Organism: Didymodactylos carnosus
Lineage: Eukaryota; Metazoa; Rotifera; Eurotatoria; Philodinida; Philodinidae
Source: the annotation of a GenBank genome assembly
AUGUUUGUCAAGCCGAUUUGCAUCAGUAACGCGAACGCGAUAACUGAGAUAGAUUCGGUUGCCUUGUUGGCUCGUCAUGCUUAUUCUCAUCCCAUUCAUCAUACCCAUUUGCCAGUAGAAUAUUUGAAUGCUAAUGAUUAUUAUGAAUUAUUAAUAAAAAAAAGUAUUUUGGCUGUACAAGAAUCUAAGAAACUGAAUAUACAAAAUAGAGAUCUGCUCUUGUCGUAUCUAGCAUCGUUUUCACAUGACCAUUUCGCAUUUGACUUACAUUUACGCACUUUCAUACCAUCUUUAAAAGCAAUGGCAACUGACGAGCAACAAUUAAAAUAUUUACCAUUGGGUGAAUCGUGUCAAAUUGUGGCUGCAUAUGCACAAACUGAAUUGGGCCAUGGCAGUGAUUUGCAAAUGCUCGAAACAGAGGCUGUUUAUGACCAAGAAAGUGAUAGUUUUAUUUUAAAUACACCAACCAUAACAUCGACAAAAUUCUGGCCUGGAUUAUUAGGUCGUACAGCAAAUUAUGCGCUGUUAAUGGCACAGUUGUACUCCCCCACUAGAGAAGACUAUUGUGGUUUACACGCGUUUGUCGUGCAGAUAAGAGAUUUAGAAACACAUGAACCAUUACCAGGUAUCGAACUGGGAGAAAUUAGUGCUCCUUUGAAGAAUGUGAGUGAUAAUGGUUAUAUGUGUUUGACAAACGUACGGAUUCCGAGAAAUCAAAUGUUAAUGCGGCUGUCGAAAGUGGACGAAAAUGGCAAUUUUCAACGUGUGGGUGACCCGCGUCUUCUUUACUCCUCAAUGUUGUCGCUGCGUGUUUAUUUGAGCUCAGCUUUUUCCAUGCAAUUGGCAAAAGCAACAACAAUUGCUACGAGAUAUUCAGCUGUACGCCUACAGGGACGAAACGAUGAAGGAAAGGAAAUAUUAAUAAUAGAUUAUCCACUACAACAAAAUAAAAUAUUUCCAUCCAUUGCCACAAGCUAUGCAUUUAUAUUUACAUUUAAAAAGUUGCAACAAACAUACAAUAACAUGAUAUCUAGUGAACAAGAAGAAAUGCUGAAACAAUUACCGGAAAUUCAUUCAUUAUCAGCUGGUUUAAAGGCAUACAUCGCAACACAUUGUGAACGUUUAAGUCAAAUGUGUCGAUUCGCUUGUGGUGGCCAUGGCUGCCUAAUUCCAAGCGGGCUGAUUGGUAUCAAAUUAACACUCGAUGAAGCCUGUACUGUUGAAGGUGAGAAUUCUGUUAUGUUACAGCAGACAGCCAGAUAUUUAAUGAAAGUUAUUCAGAAUGGUGAUGAUUACUCAAAAUCACCAUCUAUUACUUAUCUGAAAAUCAUAAAUAGUGAAUUUAAACAAUUGAAUGGUUUACAAGAUUAUUGCAAAUUAUUUGAAAUAAGAGCAGAGAGACUUAUAAGAACGAUGUAUGCAGAAUUAGCCUCGUCAUCAUCGUCGUCAUAUGAAACGUUCAUUCGAAAUUCUACUCAGCUGGUUCAUAUGGCAGAAGCACACCUUGAAACAUUUGUAUUACGUUCAUUUUAUAAUAGCAUUAAGAAUAUCACUGGUAAUAAAGUAGUUUCAGCUGUACUUGAACAGUUAUUUGAAUUGUUUGCAAUCUAUAGACUAAAAAUGAAUACAUUUGAUUUUCUUCAGUUUGACAUAUUAUCAAAAGAGAAAAUCAAUUUCUUAAUAAAUAAACGUUUAAAUGAGUUGUAUUGUCUUAUACGCCCAAAUGCCGUUUCUUUAGUAGAUGCAUUUGAUUUUCAUGAUAACGAAUUAAAUUCUGUUAUUGGACAAUACGAUGGGCACGUGUAUGAAGCAUUAAUGAAACAAUCAAGACUGAACCCGUCGAACAAAACAAAAAAAAAGGAAAAACGUCGUCAACGUCUUGCAAUAAUUAACAGAGUUCGUAAUCAUUUAUAUCAGGAAGAUUUAUUUCGUGCUAUAGUAGACGAUGAUGAUGGCGAUGAUAGUAAUAAUAUAACAACCAGUUGGCUACCUAAUAGUAAUAAAAUUGGUAUUGGUUAUAAUCCAUUGUAUGGUAGUCCUGUUUGUUAUACUGGUAUAUGUCAUAGUGAAGGUUUUCGACGAUCAAUAUUUGAUUUAACAUUUAAACAGCCAACAGAAGGAACAUGCACAAAUAAACUGAUACCAGAGAAUGUUGAACUUGAUUGUGUACCAUCAUCGGAUAUUGUUGCUACGACAGAAAGUGUUGGAACAUUAUCAGAACUAUCCAAAUCUACAUCAGACGGUAUUUCAUUUGGCGUUGAUUUUCAAUACGGUGCAUUUUCAGCCGGUUAUGGUCAUUCAAAAGAAACAACAUUUAUGAUUGAUAAUAUUAUUAAGAAAGAUACAACAGCUAUGCAUACAAUAGCGAAAGUAACAUAUGCUAAACUGUCAAUGUUUGAACCAUUCAUGGAGUUAAGCGAUACAUUUCGUUAUGUUAUCGAUGAAAUGCCCUGUUGUGAUUAUGAUGAUGCGAUCGAAAAGUAUUUACACGAAUUUGUAAUCGAUUAUUUUGGUUUUACAUUUAUUACAGAAAUUGUGUUAGGUGGUAUUGCACAAGAAAUAUUAUUUAUUGAUAAUGCAGAGCGAAGACAGAUGGAACAAAACGGGCAUUCUGUAUCAAAUUCGGCCUCGAUUGGAUUUUUUAUAACAAUGAAAAUGGAAACAUCAGCAUCACAAAAUCAAACACAAACAGAUGAAUUUAAAAAAUCAAUUAAAACAUCACGUUCAACAAAAUUAGGUGGUGAUCCAUCAUUACAAUCAAUUUAUGAUUGGAAGAAAUCCGUACCAUCAAGUCCAAUAGUUAUGCAUCUUACUGUCGGAAAUAUUGUUAACUUAUUGUCAGAAAAUAGAUUUCCAAAUGAUUCAUUGAUUCACAAUAAAUCUCAACUAUUAAAUAUGGCUAUACAACGUUAUCUACAGCCGAAUAGUGCAUUCUGUUACAACAAUUGUACAGAUAUAAAUCAUGGUCAGUGUGAUACAAGUGGCUAUUUUUUAUUUGGAAAUUGUAAAUGUAAUCCAAGUUGGUCGGGAUUAGAUUGUUCACAAAAAGGGGCAAAUAAUACGAUGUAUAUUGCCGAUCAGAGUAAUCAUCGUAUAUUAAAAUGGAAGCAUGGAAAUGGUGAAAUUGGUCAGGUCGUAGCUGGUGAAACAACAAUGAGUGGAACUAAUGCUACUCAACUCUAUAAUCCUGCGGCAGUAGCAUUAGACAAAAAUGAAAGUCUUUAUGUCUUAGAUUUAUAUAAUGGUCGUGUACAAAAAUUUAUGAAAGGAUCAUCGCAGGGGAUUACUGUUGCUAGCGGGUUUAGUACUUCAGCUGGUAUGCACGUCGAUAGUGACGGAAAUGUUUACAUUGUGGAUUCUAGUUCUCACAGUGUAACGAAACAUGUUGCUGGUGUAAGUAUAAUUGUAGCUGGUGGUAACGGAAUUGGAAAUGAUUCCAAUCAACUGAACAAUCCCAUUUCCGUUUUUGUUGAUCAAUGUAAAAAUAUUUACAUAAUUGAUCAAGGCAACUACCGUAUUCAACAAUGGUCAAAUGAUGCUAAAUGGGGAAUACCUAUAUUUACAUGGACAGCAGGUGUGUAUAAUUUCCAUCAUAUGAUUGGGGACGAUUAUGGUAACAUUUACCUAACGGAUAGCUAUUCCGUCUACAAAUGGGCACCCGAUGCACCAUAUCUCACCCGAAUUGCUGGAACCGGUACUAUUGGUUCGGAUGCUCAGCAUCUUUAUCUACCCUAUGGUUUGGCAUUUGAUCCAGAUGGUAAUCUCUUUGUUUCUGAUACGUAUAACUAUCGUGUACAAUUGUUUACAUUGGAUUCCGAAGAAACAAAAUUGUCUGCAGAAGCCUCGUCUUUGCGUUAUGAAUGGAAACUGACAGACGUGGCAAUGCUAGACAAUAACGAACUCUACGUUGACGUGCCAUGUAUUGAUAGUACUACGCGUAAAUUUUAUAGCGAUUAUGUUGGAUUGGCCCCUGGUGAAGUCGAGACACAUGUGAAAAGGGUGCGCGACAAGGCAUAUAAAAUAUAUCCAUACCCGUGUCUUGGGCAGUAUUCAUUCAAUGAGUUUAGCUUGGCAAUGCUUCCUGAUUAUCCGGAAGUUUUACAACGUGUCAAAGGUGGUGACAAGAUAUUAGACGUUGGUUGCUGUUUGGGCCAAAAUAUUCGUAAGCUUGUGGCAGACGGCGCUCCUCCAGAAAAUAUUGUAGGAACCGAUCUUCAACAAGAUUUUAUCAAUUUUGGUUACGAAAUGUAUGGAGAUCAAGAGAAGUUGAAAGUUUCGUUCACAGCAGGCGACAUAUUCAACGAAUCCUUCCAUCAAACUUUGGCAGGGCAUUUUGACAUUGUCUUUGCGGCAUAUUUCAUUCAUUUGUUCGACUAUAAUGAUCAAAAGCGUGUGAUGAGACAAAUUGCAAAGUUUAUACGCGGAAAAGGGGGCAUGAUUCUGGGUCAACAACUAGGUUCGACGAAACCGAAAGAAAUUAUUUGGUUAGGACGUGGUGUAUAUUUCCACAACCAAGAAUCUUUCAAACAGAUGUGGGACGAAGUCAACGGCAAAGAGUGGUCUUUAGAUGCAUCGUUAUAUCAAUCGGAGUGGGCGAAUCGACAAACAGAAUUCCUCAGAUUUAUCAUACGUAAGCUAUAA